AUGGGUGAAAACGUACCGGUAGCUAGUAGCGGAAGUAAAGUUACAUUCAAAAUUACACUGACUAGCGAUCCGAAAUUGCCAUUUAAAGUAUUAUCCGUUCCGGAAUCAACACCAUUUACCGCUGUACUAAAAUUUGCGGCAGAGGAAUUCAAAGUACCCGCAGCAACCUCCGCAAUCAUUACUAACGAUGGAAUUGGUAUAAAUCCUUCACAAUCAGCUGGAAAUAUAUUUCUGAAACACGGCAGUGAGCUGCGAUUGAUACCACGAGAUCGUGUUGGUGCUAUUUAGAGUAAUUAAAUUGGAGCUUAGAUUUAUCCCCUUGUUGGUUUUUUUUUUGAUAAUUUUCACUAUACAAUAACAUAGUUUCGACAAUGAGUGGUUAACCUUGUUAAUCUCUAUUUAUUUAUAUCUUCUAUCCUAUUCAUGUCUGUGAUCAUGUGCAUGUUUGUACAUCUGGGCUAUAUUGCGGUGUAAAGAGUUUUCUUCGCAAUACUUUUGCCUUGAGAGAAUGGUGUCAAAACACGUAUACUUUGCCUUUACGACUAUACGCCUGAAAUCAGUGUUUUAUCAAGAAACGAGCAGGAGCAGUAUGCAGUUGAGCCCAGCACAAAAGCAUUUCGUUGGAAAAGCGGUAGAACUAUCAACGUUCGCAAUUCAAUGGGGAUUCGUGCCUUUCGUCGUCUUCCUCGGCUUCAGACAAGGUCCCGAACCAAUGCCGAAUGGGCAGAUAGUGCCUUUCACGAUACUCAGCUUAUUAUGGGGCUAGAGCUGCGCUUACGAAGGAAAGCAUAAAGUUCACGUCUCCUGUUAAUAAUGUUUAGGUUCACUAGUUGUCUGAUUAGCUGAUACUGUAUCGUCGUUCGUCCUCAUCAUUCUUUACUUAGCUUGAAGUGACUGAUAUUGUUCUUUGUGUAAUAUGAUACGACUGAUAUCGUUCUGUACGAUUGAUAUGUGACU
This is a messenger RNA of Cylicocyclus nassatus, 957 nucleotides long. Lineage: Eukaryota; Metazoa; Nematoda; Chromadorea; Rhabditida; Strongylidae. The record is from the annotation of a GenBank genome assembly.